Messenger RNA from Medioppia subpectinata, 1311 nucleotides. NCBI's taxonomy places the organism in Eukaryota, Metazoa, Arthropoda, Arachnida, Sarcoptiformes, Oppiidae. The record is from the annotation of a GenBank genome assembly.
AUGGUGUCGGCCAUCGGGAAGGGCUCCUUCGGCCAAGUGUUCAAAGCCAUCCAUAAAUCACCUGCGAAUGGAAGCGCUGCCGAGGAAUGCAAAUACUGUGCCAUCAAAUCGAUUGAGAAGAAGUGUUCGCCAAAUUUGGGCAAAAUCUUGACCGAAGUGUCCAUUCAUUUGCGGCUCAAAAACGACAAUAUUUUGCAAUUAUUUAAUAGAAGAGCACGUAAUCCCACUCCCGAUUGGGACCACAAUAUGCGGUACUCCGGGCUUCAUAUCGCCGGAGGUUUGGUCUCAUUACGUUUGGCAAAGCGGCUUCUCACUAUAAAAGUCAAACCCAAGUUAAGACAAGCGUACAUAACGGCCGAUAUGAGGGAUUUAAGCAACUUUUCUCCGUUUGCUUGCGAUCUGAUCUGUCGUCUGUUGGCCCCAAACCCUACGGAUCGGCCACUCAUUGAAGACAUACUGAAUCAUCCAUUAAUUGAAGGCCCGCUUACAACCGAUCGAUUGCUUUCCAUUAAUAAGACCACUAAAGAUCUGCAGUUAGCCAUCGAUACCGACGGAAACGAGUUCCAAAGGGAGCGAAACAGGACUGGAAUCGAUUGCUUUCCCAUUUGUUUUGGCAGAAAAAGCAAAAUCAAAACCGAAAGCACGCAAACACUUUCAACACAACAGCCAUUCAUAUCGAGUCAGAUCUUGAGAUCCAUUCAAAUCGAUGGCAUUGGAGAAGCGGCUCAGUGGGAACACGUGUUUGCCGUUCAUAUUCAUAAGAAGUCCUCUUAAGCCGUACUCUCGAGACUAAUGGCGAGUAAACGUAAAGGAAAGCAAAAGGAAGAGCAGCCGGUCCUCGCUUUGGGACCGCAGGCUCUGGAGGGCGAGAAUGUCUUCGGCGUCGCCCAUAUAUACGCCUCGUUUAACGACACCUUCGUUCACGUGACCGACCUUUCGGGCCGCGAGACCAUCGCUAGAGUGACCGGCGGUAUGAAAGUGAAGGCCGACAGAGACGAGGCGAGUCCGUACGCGGCUAUGUUGGCCGCUCAGGACGUGGCCGAGAAGUGCCGCACAAUCGGCAUCAACGCUCUGCACAUCAAAUUGAGGGCAACGGGUGGCACCAGAACUAAGACUCCCGGUCCCGGAGCUCAGAGUGCUCUGCGAGCGUUGGCCCGCUCUGGCAUGAAAAUCGGUCGCAUCGAGGACGUGACACCCAUUCCGUCGGACAGCACCAGAAGGAAAGGCGGUCGUAGAGGAAGACGUUUGUAAUUGUAAUCAAUCAUUGAUUGGAAUUAUAAUAAAAACAUUUAAUAAAUUGUUUUGAAAAUA